Molecule: messenger RNA, 3846 nt
Organism: Struthio camelus australis
Lineage: Eukaryota; Metazoa; Chordata; Aves; Struthioniformes; Struthionidae
Source: RefSeq, a predicted model, not a curated record
CUGGACCGUGGUGGCCACCGUGCAGGCCAUGGAGAGGAAGAUCGACCUGUUGGCCACGCGCCUGCUCAGCCUGGAGGGCAGGUCCGGCACGGCCGAGAAGAAGCUCCUGGACUGCGAGAAAACCACGAUGGAGUUUGGCAACCAGCUGGAGAGCAAAUGGGCCGUGCUGGGCACCCUGAUCCAGGAGUACGGGCAGCUCCAGCGGCGCCUGGAGAACAUGGAGAACCUGCUGAAGAACAGGAACUUCUGGAUCCUGCGGCGGCAGCCGGGCACCCGGGGCGAGGUCCCCAAGGUCGCAACGGCCUUUGGAAAUGACACUGCUUCCUUUUCUGAGCGAGAGUGGGAGAAUCCAGAAGAAGAGCAGAAAGAGCUGUACAAAAAUGUGAUGAAAGGGAACUAUGAGUCUCUGAUCUCUUUGGACUAUGCAAUCUCCAAACCUGACCUCCUGUCCCAGAUUGAGAGAGGAGAAGCACCCUGCGGUGGGAACCAGGUGGACUCGGGAGAAAGAGACAUUCCUGCAGAACCAAGCGCAGCAGAGUCUCUGGCAUUUACGUGUGAUGUGAGCAGCCAGGACAACGGAGAAGGAGCGCCGUGCCUGAGAGGACAGGAUGACCCGCAGGAGAGAAGGAAUACGCUGGCUGAACCCAGAACUGCAGACUACGCCAUUCCAGAGCCAAGCUUUCCAUGCGUUGUGAAGCAAGAGGAAGAGCCGUGCGUGGAGGAGCGCGGAGCCACGGAGGUUGCAGAAUUUGCAGAGCUCAGUGUGGUUCCAGCAGAUGAAGUGCUGACAUUCAAAAUAGAACAGCUGGACUCUUACGAAUCUCUUCACAGCUCAGAGACCCCCAGGACAUUAUCCAGGGAAGCACAGGAGCUUGUUUUCCAGGGUCCCAGUGAGGAGCUGCCCUUUGAUAGUCAGUACAGCUCCCCGGUGCAGCAGAGAAACCAGAGGACAAGUGGGCUGGUACCAUCUUCUCCAGAGGAAGGGGGUCUUAGUGAAAGCAACGCUGUCACGUUUUACGGGCAAAGCUGUCCCAGUGAGAGACCUCACACAUGUGGUGCCUGUGGGAAGGGCUUCCGGCUAAAGAAGAUCCUCACAAUGCACCAGCAGAGCCAUGGCGCGCUGUGCUGUGGUGAGCACACUGAGCACGACGAGAGCUUCCUGCAUCAGCAGCACUUCAAGCUGCAGCAGCAGAUCCACGCGGAAGACAGGACCCAUGCAGCUGUGGAGCGCACGGAGAGCCUCAAGCAGAACAACAGUGCAAAAGCCCACCCCAGGAUCCCAGCCACAGACAAAGCAUACAGCAGUCCCAAAUGCAUGAAAAGCGUCAACACCAACGGCAGCUACAGGCCAAGUCAAAAGAGCCAGCUGCGGGAUAAACCUUACAAGUGCAACAAGUGUCAGGAGAGCUUCUCGCAGAAGAAAACGCUCGCCAUCCACCAGCGUGUGCAUUCGGGCCGGAGUGGAGGGGUCCUGGGUUGCUCGUACUGUGGGAAGACCUUCAGCCACCCCUCCAAUCUGAUCCGGCAUCAGAGGAUCCACACUGGAGAGAGGCCAUACCAAUGCAGCGAGUGCUCAAAGAGCUUCACCCAGAAGCAGCACCUCCUCCAGCACCAGAAGAUCCACCUGCGUGAGAGGAACCCUGUGGGUACACAGAACGUGCGAAAGGCACCACUAAACAACUUCUUCACUCUUGGCAACUACAGGCGCGCACAAGGUGAGGCCUUGCUGAUGGUCUGCUCGGAGGCCGCGUUCACCAAGGAGGGGCAGCCACAUUUGUCCCUACAAACAGAACAUCCAGUUUAUGCGGAAGACAGCUUAAUGGACAUUAAGCAAGAGGAGGAGUUGUGCGCUGCAGGUCUGGAGGAGGUGGAGGCUAGAGAAGGUCCUGAAGAGCCCUGCCUAGCAGAGCAAGCAUUUUAUGAGCCUGACGCUUCAACUCGGACCAAGAGAGGCAAAGAGGUUCGUGUCAGAGAGCUGCCAGAUGCCGAGGGCGAGGACCUCCUUGGAGACCCUUACGCAGGGUUUCAGGCUUGUGCAACUGAUGUUUUAUCUUGGAUUAAACAAGAGGAGGAGCCAUACCUCCAUGAACGACAAGACUUGGAGAAAGAAGAAAUCUCUACAGAUCCCAGUACAGUGAAUGAUGAAAACACAAAGAGUAAUCCUCGGGCAGAUUGUUUUGAAAGCGCCGUGUGUGACUCUGAUGUACUGGGAACACCUGGAGAGAAGGUUUCCGAGGCUCCCAGUCCUGGAGUGACAUGGGACAGUCAGUGGAAUUCAGAAAUGAUGGAAGCAGCCACUACCGAGAACAACGCUGGGGAUUACACUCGCAAUGACCAACGGUUCGGUGAGGACUUAGAUUUCUUUAGCACUCAGGAAAACAGUGUCGGAGAGAGACCACACGCAUACAACAGAGGUGAGAGGAACUCUAGCCGGCAGGGGCACCUUCAGACUCCGCAGGGAGCCCAAGAAGGGGAGAUGUUUCCAGGCCCUACGUCUGAGAACAGUCUCAAGGACAGGGUGUUUCAUACGCUGCGCUCACACCCGUGCGCUCCAAGUGAGAAACGCGUCCGGCAAAGGGCUGCUCCUGACUGCCGAGAGGGGCUGCCCCCAGGGCAGCAGCGAGUGGCCUGCACCGAGUACGGACAAAACCCCAAAGGCACAACCAGGCUUAGUGACCACAGUGGCCUUUGUGGAGGGGAUCGGCCGUCUGCGUGCGCAGAAAGUGGGGAGAACUUCCCCGCAGAAAACUCAUUAACCAGCCCCUGCCGGGAUCACCCAGGGGACAAGUCGGACGCGUGUGCCAUGUGUGGGCAACACUACCCACCCAAGGGCAGCUUAGCAAGCCAGCAGCAGAGCCAGGGGAAAGGGAAGUCCUACAUAUGCAGUGACUGUGGGAAAAGCUUCACUUGCCAUUCGUGGCUUGUUAGACAUCAGAUGACUCACACAGGAGAGAGGCCAUACAAGUGCUCUGAGUGUGACAAAAGCUACAGGAGAAAGGAUUAUCUUCUAAAGCACCAGCGCCAGCAUUCAGGAGAAAGGCUGUUCCAGUGCCAUCUGUGCAAGAAAAGGUUUGUGCUCAGGAAGAGUUUCAUGAAGCAUCAGGAAAGUCACACGCAAGAAACACAGGUAACUUUAGCCAACUGGCACGGCACAGACAUCAGGGGAUCUGUAAUGCCCUCCAUGUAGCAAAGCCUGUCCAGCAGUGGGUUUCACAGGCUGUUUGGAUAUCACCCAUGCUGGGCGGGAAGGCAGGGUUGCAGCAGGAUCGCCCAAUUCUGGGCUGCACUGUGGGCAGGAGGAGGGUGUUGAACCGCCUUUCCGACCCCCCUCCGAGGGAAGGGAAGAACACUGGGUAUUUGUCUUUGCAGGCUGCCUAGAAGUGAUCUGUGGAGCUGUUCUGCAGCUUCCGCUGGUGACUGUUUCUGUCGCUGUGUGGGACAUAUUGGAGCUGUAGAGGAAACCUGCAGUCCUCAGAAAUAGUGCCAGCAGUGAAUCUGCUCAAGGGAGAAAUCAGAUCAAUAUAUGAAAUAACUGGGAAAGCUUCAGGCUGGAGAAUAUCUGAAAUGUUUCCCCUAGGCUUCUUGGAGUCCAGAGUCCAGAGCAGAGAGCAGACCCCUUGCUCUAAAAACAAAUGAGUUAAAGUUACUAAUUAUCCACUGAACAAGUAAAGCAGUGCCAGGAAACACCCAUUAGUGCAGAAUGCUUAGGAAAAGGAAGUGUUAACCCUGUGGUUGGAAGAGCCACCUGUACCAUUUAAGAGAAGCCUCUAGAGGAAGUAGCAAGUGGAUAGCGUGGAGCAGAGUUUGAGAGGGAGUUUGUGCCUACAGGUAAACCAUGGGAGCUCU